AACGUCAAAAAAGUCUUCUUUGACUGUGUCAAAGCUUGUCCCUUUACCACUCACGUCAACAUCUCCUAGUAAUCAAAUUGAAAACAGAAUCACCCAGAUUCUUAUAAUUCGAUUAUCUCAUGAAUUCAUGAUCCCCCGUAGAGAACUUUACAAUGUCUUUAUUCAGAUUCUUCCUUUCUCUUUCUGUAUUCUCCCUGCUCAGCCUUGCCGCUGAAGCUCAGAACAGUCCAACUUACCUCUUCCAUAACUGUUCCAACACCACCACUUUCAUCAGGAACAGCACUUACCAAACCAAUCUUAAUGGCCUCCUCUCUGCCUUGUCCAACGCCACCGCCAUCAAUGGGUUCUAUAAUACCAGCUCUGGGGAAAACCCCAACAGGAUCUACGGCCUCUUCCUCUGCCGCGGCGACGUUUCAACCACUACGUGUCAAAAUUGUGUCACGUUUGCCACUGGAGAUGUGAUUAAGAAGUGCCCUGUUGAGAAAGAGGCUGUGAUUUGGUACGACGAGUGCCUCCUCCGCUACUCCAACAAAUCGAUCUUCUCCACUCUGAGUGAAACGCCAACCAAAUAUUUGAGAAAUACUCAGAACGACACGGAUCAGGUCCGAUUCAACCAGGUAGUGGGGACGACGAUGAACGAUACGGCGAAGCAGGCUGUAUCAGUGGCUAAAAAGUUUGCCACAGAGCACGUCAAUAUUUCUGCGUUUCAGACCCUGUACAGUCUGGUCCAGUGCACGCCGGACCUUUCUAAUUCGGACUGUAAUAGUUGUCUCAGACGAGCCAUAGCACAGCUCCCUACUUGUUGCAGUGGCAAAAUAGGUGGACGAGUAGUGACUCCUAGUUGUAGUGUUAGGUAUGAACUUUACCCUUUUUAUAAUGAAUCUGCAGUUGCAGCUCCGCCUCCACCGCCGCGGGUAUCUGCUUCUCCUCCUGGUUCGGUGAUGAACCCCAAAGGAAAAGGUAAAACAUCAUGGGUGAUAAUUGUUGCCAUUGUUGUCCCGGUUGUUGUCUCUAUUCUGCUUUUCGUUGUGGGGUAUUGCUUGCUAACAAGGAGAGGAAGGAAGAAAUACGAUAUUGUGCAGGGAGAUAAUGCUGUGACUGAUGUUACCACUAUGGAGUCACUGCAGUAUGAUCUUAAGUCAAUUAAAGCUGCAACAAACAACUUUGCAGACGGUAAUAGACUAGGUGAAGGUGGAUUUGGGGUGGUUUACAAGGGUAGAUUUCCUAAUGGACAAGAAAUAGCUGUGAAGAGGUUAUCGAGGAGUUCUGGACAAGGAGCUGAAGAAUUCAAGAAUGAGGCUGUGCUAGUGGCUAAGCUUCAGCACAGAAAUCUAGUGAGGCUAUUAGGAUUUUGUGUGGAAGGAGAAGAGAAGAUUCUUAUCUACGAAUUUGUGCCCAACAAGAGCCUUGACUAUUUUCUAUUCGAUCAUGAUAAACAAGGAUUGUUGGAUUGGUCAAGACGUUAUAAGAUAAUAGGAGGUGUUGCUCGAGGAAUUCUUUAUCUUCAUGAGGAUUCUCGACUUAAAAUCAUACAUCGGGAUCUCAAAACCAGUAAUGUAUUGCUAGAUGGUGACAUGAACCCAAAAAUUUCAGAUUUUGGAAUGGCAAGGAUUUUUGGAGUCGAUCAAACUCAAGGAAGCACAACUAGAGUUGUUGGAACCUAUGGCUACAUGCCUCCAGAAUAUGCCAUGCACGGACAGUUUUCUGUGAAAUCAGAUGUGUAUAGUUUUGGUGUUUUAGUUAUAGAGAUUUUAAGCGGCAAGAGUAACAGUAACUUUUCUCAAACAGAAGGAGCUGGGGACCUGUUGAGCUAUGCUUGGAAACUUUGGAAGGAUGGGAGACCAUUGGAGCUGUUGGACACGACUAUUGGAGAUUCAUAUUCAAGAAAUGAAGUCAUUAGGUGCAUCCAAAUGGGUUUGCUGUGUGUCCAGGAAGAUCCUGCUGAGAGGCCAACAAUGGCAACCAUUGUGCUCUUGCUCAACAGUUACUCAGUCACGCUACCUCUACCGAACGAGCCUGCAUUUUUCCUCCCUAGCAGAACUGAUGAGCCAGAGCCAGCAAAGAUGUUGGAAUCUGAUGAAUCUAAAAGUCGGCCAGUGCAAUACUCAAUAAAUGAAGUCUCAAUUAGUGAAAUAGACCCUCGGUAAAAUUAGGCAGUAUACAACUUAUAUAUCUUCUGUGUAACUUAUUUUUUUUGGAACAAGUACACUUGUUGGGGGAGGGGGACUUGAAACCCAGACCUUGUGCUGGGAGAGAUGCUUUCUUCCAAUUGGCUUGAAACUCUAGGAGCCCUCUGUUUAUGUAAAAUAUGCUUGUAUCUUCUGAUUAGUAUCAGAAGUAGAUUGCAUCCUGAUAUUUCUGUAUGAAAUUUGCAAGGGUUAUUAUCGGGAAUGUGUACUGGAAUUUGAGACGUGUAUUUUAAAUGCAUAUAAUUUAAAUCGAUGUAAUUUUAAAUAAAAAAAGACUUAAUGU
Messenger RNA from Rubroshorea leprosula, 2472 nucleotides. The record is from the annotation of a GenBank genome assembly. NCBI's taxonomy places the organism in Eukaryota, Viridiplantae, Streptophyta, Magnoliopsida, Malvales, Dipterocarpaceae.